Molecule: messenger RNA, 2520 nt
Organism: Papaver somniferum (opium poppy)
Lineage: Eukaryota; Viridiplantae; Streptophyta; Magnoliopsida; Ranunculales; Papaveraceae
Product: serine/threonine protein phosphatase 2A 59 kDa regulatory subunit B' gamma isoform-like
Exons: 3
Coding region: 468-2138 (556 amino acids)
Biological process (GO): signal transduction
Cellular component (GO): protein phosphatase type 2A complex
Molecular function (GO): protein phosphatase regulator activity
Source: RefSeq, a predicted model, not a curated record
UCACAAAAUUUUCAGCGCUCUUCAUUUUUCCUUUCUCUCUUCUCUGUUCUCUCUCAGUUAAAAUUUUCAUCUAAAAGAAAAGAGAUCAAAAAUAAAAGAGAGAGGGAGAGAAAAGGGUUUUCAUUUGCUGGUUUUUUGUGCGUUCUGCUCAUGUUUUCCUUUCUAUCUCUCUCUACACCUCCCUAACAGGUGGUAUUAGGGUUUGAUUGAGAGAAUAUUGCUCAGCUGCAGAUUCCCUAAAUUUGAUUUCUAGGGUUUUGUUGCUGUUUCUUGAUUAUCUAUCCAAAGUGCAAUAAUCAAUAAAAUUCAUAAUAAGUUGUGGGCUCAAUGAGUCUUUUUGGUGAAUUGUGAGAAUGGGUGGAGGGGAUUAAGGAAAAAAGUAUUUGAUUUAUCACUGGUUAGGGUUGAAAUAGCUGCUGAGAGGUGUUUGGUGAGGUUGGUGUUAGCACUGUUAGGGUGUGUAAAAUAUGAUAAAACAGAUACUUGGAAAGUUACCGAGGAAACCAUCUUCAAAAUCUACGCCAAGCGGAACGGUUAAUAAUGAUGGAGGGGUUGUUUUAGGCGCUUCUUCAAUGAAUUCAUCUCAAGGAGUGAAUACUGCUGGGGCAGGUAAUAAUAACUCGAAAGGAAGUUCAACUUCCGGGAAAAUUUCUAGUUCAACAGCAACUGCUUCCCGCUCUAACAAUUCAUCUUCUGUGUCGAAUGCCUCUAGUACGAAUAAGUUGAAAGAUGGGAAAAAAUUUGCAGCUGUUGCUCUCCAAACAGGGCAGGUUUUGGUUAACGGUGUUUAUGAGGCAUUACCCAGCUUCCGAGAUGUUCCUAGUGCUGAAAAGCAGAAUCUUUUUAUUCGGAAGCUGAACAUGUGUUGUGUUAUAUUUGACUUCACGGAUCCGUCGAAAAACAUCAAAGAAAAGGAUAUCAAGCGGCAAACCUUGCUUGAGCUGGUCGACUAUAUUACAUCUGUUACCUCCAAGUUUAAUGAGGUUGUUAUGCAAGAAAUUACGAAGAUGGUGGCCACUAACUUAUUUCGCACAUUUCCAUCCUCAAAUCACGAUAACAAGUUCCCAGAGAGUUAUGACCCAGAAGAGGAAGAACCCACUAUGGAACCAGCAUGGCCCCACUUGCAGGUUGUGUAUGAGUUCUUACUUAGAUUUGUUGCUUCUUCAGAGACAGAUGCCAAGCUAGCGAAAAGAUACAUCGAUCAUUCAUUUGUAUUGAGGCUGCUAGACCUUUUCGAUUCCGAGGACCAGAGGGAGAGAGAGUAUCUAAAGACGAUACUCCAUCGUAUUUAUGGGAAAUUCAUGGUACACCGUCCAUUCAUCAGAAAAGCCAUUAACAAUAUCUUUUACCGUUUUAUCUUUGAGACGGAGAAGCACAAUGGGAUUGCGGAGUUGCUUGAGAUUCUAGGAAGUAUAAUUAAUGGAUUUGCAUUGCCGCUAAAGGAAGAACACAAACUAUUCCUUGUACGGGCAUUACUGCCUCUGCACAAGCCAAAAUGUGUAUCGAUGUACCAUCAACAACUUUCUUAUUGCAUCACUCAAUUCGUUGAAAAAGACUUCAAACUUGCGGAUACAGUGAUAAGAGGCCUUCUGAAAUACUGGCCAAUUACUAAUAGUUCGAAGGAGGUUAUGUUCCUGGGUGAGCUGGAGGAAGUUUUAGAAGCUACGCAGACAGCAGAGUUCCAGCGCUGCAUGGUCCCUUUGUUUCACCAAAUUGGCCGCUGCCUCAACAGCUCACACUUCCAGGUAGCUGAACGCGCAUUGUUCCUUUGGAACAACGAUCACAUUAGAAACCUUAUUACUCAGAAUCAGAAGGUGGUCCUUCCCAUAAUCUUUCCGGCCUUGGAGAAAAAUACAAGAUUGCACUGGAACCAGGCUGUUCAGAGCCUGACAUUGAACGUCAGGAAAAUUUUCUCAGAUGCUGACCCAGAGCACUUUGAGGAAUGCUUGACCAGAUAUCAAGAAGACGAAUCUAAGGAGAAAGAAAUAAGGGAAAAGCGUGAAUCAACGUGGAAGCGAUUGGAAGAUGUUGCAGCAUCCAAGGCUGUGAGCAUCGAAGCAGUGCUCGUGCCUCGGUUGACGUCAUCCCUUUCCUUGGGUGGUACCACCACAAGCCCAAGAGCUGCUAAUGGUAGUUGAAUGGAUGGUGCCAAGGUUGUAUGAGUUAUUCUUGUUGCUAUCUCCGUACUAAAGACCGGAGAGAAGAGUUCCUGUACGGAUGAGCUCCUCUACUUCGCCUCUAUUUCAUUCUUCAUGAUGAGAAUGAACCCCACACCUGCACGCCCGAAGAAGAUGAAGCAGAAGGCGGGUUUUGUUCUGUGGCCCUGAGUUUCAGUCUUCUCCUCUGUUUAAGUUUUUUUUUCUUCUCAUCAGCCAUGGAAUGUGUAAGUGUGUGUAUCAUAUUGGGAUUUGGUUUAGGAGGUGGUGUUUCUGCGGAUUUCCUACCUUUUGCUGCUGCUGCUGGUAUUAUCUUUAUUUUGUGUAAUACUGGAAGAAAAAAUGUACCUGUUUUCCUUUCUUU